GAAACAACCGCGUCGAAAGUCGUUUCCCAACCAACUGUCUGUCCACAGCACACGCAAGUAUAGUAGGCGAACAACUCGUUUGCCAUUGCCAGUCAAGCUGGGAUCGGCACUUGCGGUUAACCCCUUCCGGAAACCCAGCAAAGGCAAAAGCACCGGCACUCCUCGAUCCUCCACUGGACAGACAGACAAACACGGACACAACACAAGCCGAGCGAGAGAAAGAGAAGGCAAAACAAUGGCUGAGCCCAACCUCAUCAUCGCCCUUCUCCCCUUCCUGUAGACACCCAUCAUUGCGCUCCACGCCGAUCCUGUCCUCGUGUCGCCCCCUCCCCUGAAAACUUCUCUUCUUCUUCUACCUCGCUCCUCGCUACACAUAGAGGAGUAGAGUAGUAUAUAUAGCCAGCCGCCAUCGGCGUCCGGCUCCUCCAACCAACCCAGAGUAGAGCACUCCAUUAUAGCUAGUGCAGCUAGCGCCGGUGCAACUAGAUCGAGCGGCGCCAUGAACGGCUUCUUCACGACGCUGGCGCGGGGGCUGGACGAGCUGAGCGGCGGCGGGAGCGGCGGGCUGACGUCGCUGGCGGCGUUGGUCCGGGCGGCGGCGCUGCUGAGGGGAUUGCACUCGCAGCUGACGAUGCUGGUGGGGCAGCUGCACCUGCCGCCCGGCGGGCGGUGGCUGGACGAGUACAUGGACGAGACGGCGCGCCUCUGGGACGCCUGCCUCGCCCUCAAGCUCGGCCUCGCCGCCGUCGAGCGCUACUGCUCCGCCGCGUCCUGCGCCGCCGCCGCCUUGGAUGACUGGCUCCAGGACCCGUCCCCUCUCUCCACUCGCCAGGUGAUGAGGGCGAUCUCCGCGUCGAGGAGGGAAGCCAUGGCGGCGGAGGAGGAGAACCGGGCGCUGUCCGAGUCGCGGAUCGCGCCGCUCUCGCUGCGGCUGGACGAGCUCCGCGCCGCCGACGCCUGCAGGCUCAGCGGCGGCUUCAAUGGCUUCCGCGGCCUCCUCUACGCGCUCCACAACGCCAGCUCCCUGCUCCUCCUCAUCCUCGCCGGCGCCGCCGUCUCCUCCUCACCACCCGACGGCGCCUUUCCCAGCGCAGACUCCGCCGCCGGCGGCGGGUUCAUGGCGUCCAUCGCGGCGCUGCAGAAGAGAAUGGCGGAGGAGGUAUCGGCCGGCGCCGGGGAAGAAGGAGGGAUCCGGAUGCACGAGUUCCGGCGCGUGCGGGCCGCGGCGGAGGCGGCGCGGGAGGAGGUGGAGCGGGCCGUGGCGGCGGCCGGCGCCGGGCGCAAGUGCUGCGGCGAGCAGCUGAGCGGCGCCGUGAAGUGCAAGGCGGAGGAGCUCAAGGCGUGGCUCGACGUGCUCCGGACGGGCACCGACGGGCUCGUGUGCCAGCUCGACGACUUCCUCGACGACAUUGUCGAGGGCAGGAAGGAGCUCUCCGACCUCUGCAGCCACUGAACCGAACUCAUCUCUUCCGCGAUCCCCAUGGAUCGAUGCUGCUGCUGCUGCUGAUGAUGCCUGUCGCUUGCUUGCUUGCGUGGUGUUGGUAGUGUACAAGUAAAGCAAUACGAAUCGAUCCAUAAUUAGGAUGCAGUCGCUCUCUAGCAUCUUUAGCAGCAGCAGCAAGAGCUGUAGUAGUCGUAGUACUGGUCUGGUCUGGUCUGGGGAUGGAGCCAAGGAGGAGAGUGUGUCACAGCAUUUUGGUCAGGUCAUCAUGUUGUUGUUCCUUUCUUGCUGCUACUGUUGCUGUUGUGCUGUGUCUCUCUGCCAUGAAAGGAGAGACAUGAUGAGAAAGAGGGAGGGGUAGCAAGGAAAGGCAAGUUUGUUUGCAGGGGAAGAAGCAGCUCAGCUUGAGAGAGAAAGAGAUCUUGUUGUUGCAGGAGCAGCACAAGCAGUUGCACAACGAAAGGCUGCUUUUUGUUUGCUUUGCUCGCCUGGAGUGAACAGACAGAGAGGUGGCGUGUGUUGGACAGUUGCUAGGCUGGAGCAGGAGUAUCACAGGAUGAGAAAGAACUCAAAAAAAAAAAAACAAGAUGAAAAGGAAUAGGUGGAAUUUUUGUUCUCCUAAUUUUAUUUUAUUUACGCUUUUCUUCCA
Messenger RNA from Brachypodium distachyon (stiff brome), 2090 nucleotides. RefSeq lists its product as uncharacterized. The coding region runs from base 500 to 1453 and encodes 317 amino acids. The transcript has 2 exons. The record is from RefSeq and is a predicted model, not a curated record. NCBI's taxonomy places the organism in Eukaryota, Viridiplantae, Streptophyta, Magnoliopsida, Poales, Poaceae.